ACUACAUACAUAUCGCUGGUGCAUGAGGGAAGACACGUACCAUGGCGAACGACAAGUGAUAUGGGCUUCUGAGGUAAUAUUAGCACUGUCGAGCUACUUUGGCACCUGUCACACUUUGAAAUGUACGCGUCGAAUUCGCAUCAAAUGUGCAACGUUUCACGGACUACCGAGCAAGAGCAAGCCAAGCUACAGAAAAUUAAGGAACUGACAAACAUCUUAAAGGAUACGGACAAAAAUCUUACCAUAUGCGAGGAAAUACUGGCGACUUACGUAAAGAAACGCUUGAAGCGACAAGAGCCUCACCUCCAGAGGCCAGAACAAUCAACAUUGAUAACAGAAGCUACAACAAUGAAUAUGUCAUACAACCAAAGUUUUCUUCAUUGUUACUUUUCAUUUGUUACGAAGAAUACGAAACAGCAUGUAUUCCUGAAUUGAUUUAUUGAGGUGCAACUGUUUUACCACUUUAUGUUUAAUCACCUAUGUCUUAAAUUUGUUUCUUUAUUUUAUCAUUAUUUAAAUAAUAAAUGCACUCGAUAAUGUAGAAUAAAUAUUUUAAACAAAAAGAAAAGAGAAUUGGUUUUUAUCCUCAAAUUUAAAGCAAUUUGAUAAAACUUGUGUGUGUUAAUUUAUCCUUUUGAUAUUAAUUUAUAGCACAGUGCCUUUUUUGUAUUACUCUUUUGUAUUAUGUAAAAUGCGAUCUUUUAUUUUUGAAUUUAUAUAUCUAGAUCCAGAUUCUAAAUUUAGAUGCAUCUUUUAAAGUACCUUAAUUAUAUAUUUUAAUUAUACUUUAUUUAAAAAUAACGUAUAAGACAAAUUUAUUAUAUAUAAUAAUUGGAAGAAUAAUUUGUAUAAAUUUUAAUUUGAAAUCUGACACAAUCGGUUUAGAGUUUCAUUAAUUAUGCAUUAUAAUCAAAUUAUUCUAUAGUGUUAAACGAAUUCACACGAGUUCUUACCAACUUCUUCAUGUUAAGCAUGGCGUGCACUUACAAACUGAUAGUGCUCAAAGGGUUGACACUUCUUUUAUACACCAGGUUUCCCAUGCAAGUCGUUUGCUAAAUUUAUGGUGAAUUCUAGAUCCGCCGGUAUGUGUACGCGUAUAACUAGCAUUCCGACUGACAACUUCGCAAAACCACUCCCAUCUAAAGAAUCGCUAAAUGACAUAACGAUUGCAGAAAACAGCACCGCGAAUCAGCCAACAAAGUGAGAAUGUGCAACGAAUAUAAGAGAGAAAUUAGAAUAUUAUUGCAUUAUUUUCCUUGUAUAAUAUAAUAUAAAGAAUAAUUAUAACAAAUAUUUAAAUAUGAUAAAGUAAUUUAAAAUUAUGAAAUUCAAUUACACAAAUUAAUACGUGCGAAAUACCAUGGAAUAGAAUAUUAUGAAAA
This is a messenger RNA of Ooceraea biroi (clonal raider ant), 1382 nucleotides long. RefSeq lists its product as hypothetical. The record is from RefSeq and is a predicted model, not a curated record. Lineage: Eukaryota; Metazoa; Arthropoda; Insecta; Hymenoptera; Formicidae.